AUGGAUAAGUGCAAAAAUAAUACAGGUCAGAAACAAAGAAGUUAUCAUUUUUAUCAUCAAUUGAUUGCUGCCCUUGUUGCUUCCCUUGGAACUUUGUGUACUGGAACGACGCUAGCAUGGCCCUCUCAAAUCGACCAAAAGCUCACAAAUGGGGAAAUGGGAUUUUCUAUAAACACAAACGAAAUAGGAUGGAUAUCAUCAGUGACCUCUUUGGGAGCAGCAACUUUUUCACUAUUUAUCGGGAAAAUUUGCAAUCGUUUCGGACGAAAAAUAACACUAAUAACCUGCGGAGUAAUAAUGCUCGCUGGUUGGAUAAUAAUAAUAUUUGCAAAGGCCGUUUGGAUGCUUCUCAUAGGAAGAUUCAUAUCGGGCAUGGCAUGUGGAGGAUUGUGUGUGAUUGUGCCGCUCUACAUAAAUGAAAUUGUCGAACAAAAAAUCAGAGGAUCUUUGGGUGGCUUAACACAACUGUCUAUUUCAGUUGGUAUUCUCUAUUCUAAUAUUUGCGGGUACUAUUUUAGUUUGCAAGUAUUCGCGAUUACCUGUGGCUUCCUAUCUAUAAUAUUUGUUUUAUCGACGCUAGCAAUGCCUGAAACGCCUAUUUAUUUUGUAGAAAGUAAGAAUAUAUUGGGAGCUAAAACUGUUUUGUUCAGAUUGCGACAACGUGAAUUGGUUGAUGAGGAAUUAAAAGAACUGGAAAGAAUAGUAAAUUUGGAUCAUCACCUAAACUUUGUAGAAACGUUAAAAAUAUGUACUAGUGAAAAAGCUUUAAUAAAAGCAGCUAUUAUUGGCGUGGCACUAACAUUAUUUAAAAUAUUUUCAGGCAUUGACCCUUUAACAGUCUAUCUUUCAGUAACUUUUUCAAAUACUAAAACCGUUUUAGGGCCCAACAUUUGUAGCAUAAUUUUUGCAACUUUUCAAGUUUUAGCAGGUUUUUCACAAACUUUUGUAGUCGACAAAUGGGGUAGAAAAAAAUUACUUAUUUUAUCUGAGUUUGUAAUAUCCAUAGCAUUAAUACUAAGCGGAAUAUUUCUUAUGUUUAAAUCUAGCACUUUUAAAGAUAAAUUACCCGAUUUAUUUGAUUACGUUUUUCUCGCAGUUCUUUGUUGUUUUAACAUAGCUUUUUCAUUGGGAAUCGGUCCAAUACAAUGGGUAAUUUGCUCUGAAAUAUUUCCCAACGAAGUAAAGACUUUUAUUUUUGUAAUUAAGGUAGUUCCAGAAACUAAAGAUAAAAAUUAUGAGGAUAUAAGAAAUGAACUAGAAAAAUAA
Brassicogethes aeneus is the source of this 1266-nucleotide messenger RNA. NCBI's taxonomy places the organism in Eukaryota, Metazoa, Arthropoda, Insecta, Coleoptera, Nitidulidae. The record is from the annotation of a GenBank genome assembly.